Messenger RNA from Etheostoma cragini (Arkansas darter), 3404 nucleotides. RefSeq names its product zinc finger protein 341 (gene znf341). Bases 193 to 3126 code for a protein of 977 amino acids. The record is from RefSeq and is a predicted model, not a curated record. NCBI's taxonomy places the organism in Eukaryota, Metazoa, Chordata, Actinopteri, Perciformes, Percidae. Gene Ontology annotation, molecular function: DNA-binding transcription factor activity, RNA polymerase II-specific; RNA polymerase II transcription regulatory region sequence-specific DNA binding. Gene Ontology annotation, biological process: regulation of transcription by RNA polymerase II. Gene Ontology annotation, cellular component: nucleus. The transcript is spliced from 16 exons.
CAAACUGUAGUUCCAGUCUAUACCAAAUGUUAAAUCCCCCGUCAGUCUUAUUGUGAACAUCAAUAAGGAAACGUUUGCCUCACUAUUUUGGGUUUUAAGGAUUUCAUUGUACUUUCCUGAGUUGAGGAGAGCAUACCUCAACAGGCAGCCCUGGCGAGUCGAGCGCCUAUUGCGCAAAAGAGGAGCUACAAGAUGGCGCAAGCAAUAUUUGAAGUGCUUGAAGGCAUGGACAACCAGACAGUGUUGGCGGUCCAGUCUCUGCUGGAUGGCCAAGGUGGAGUUACUGACCCAAACAACCAGAAUGUCUCUGGGACGUCCGCUAUCCAGUCCAUGGGUAUGUACAGCAAAUACAAUGACGAGGAUGUGUUCCUGUGUGGAAAAUGUAAGAAACAGUUCAAUUCUUUGCCAGCCUUCAUGACACACAAGAGGGAGCAGUGUGCAUCUAGCGUCCCCUCCCUGUCCACAGUGUCCUUGGCCUCCACCAAUGGCUACACAUCAGUCCCCUCAAUAAGCUCUGGACCACAGACUCCUGCCAACAGACAGGUAUCCACCUACAUCACUGUCCCUCCUUCCCCUUUGACACACACUCUGGUCCAAGGCAACGUGUUGGUCAGUGACGAUGUCCUCAUGUCGGCUAUCUCAGCCUUCAGCUCCAUCGACCAGCCUAUGGCCUCGAUGCAGACGCCUAUACAGAGUAACCUGAGCAUGCACACAGCUGGUCUAUCUUACCUGCAGCACCAUCACCACCACCACCAUCAUCAUCACCAUCACCAGCAGCAGCAACAACAACAGCAACAACAGCAACAACAGCAACAGCAGCAACAACAGCAACAACAGCAACAGCAGCAACAACAACAACAACAACAACAACAACAGCACCAGCAGCAACAACAGCAGCAUCAACAUCAACAUCAUCAGCAUCAGCAUCACCAUCCCUCCCAUUCGCUGCCCUCUGACCAGACACCGGUUCACCCUCUGCCAGCUGGACAGCCCACCCAGCAGCCGCUCUCCUCACAGGUCCCAGUGAGCCACAGCAACUCAGUAGUCCAGGUGUACAGCACACUGCCCCAUAUGGCUGGGGGUGGGGGUGCAGAGAUCCACAUGUUGGGUCUGCAGCCUUUCCAUCCUGUACAAGUGCCCAGUCAGUGUGUGGAGAGCCAGUCAUUCAACACCCCUCCUGUCUACAGCCCCGGGAAGCAGUGCACCAAAACAAAGACCUGCAGCAUCACCACCAACCUGACAGAGCUGGGCGACUUUGAAAAGGUUAUCAUCCCCAAACGAUCAAGGAGUAGCAAAAAAAGCUCUGAGGGAGCCGCAGCAGAGCAGCUGAAGGGGAAAGUUCCAAAGCUGAAGUGUAAUUUCUGUGAAAAAAUCUUCUCGAAGAACUUUGAUCUUCAGCAACACAUUCGUAGCCACACAGGAGAGAAACCAUUUCAGUGCAUCGUCUGUGGCCGAGCUUUUGCCCAAAAGUCCAACGUGAAGAAACACAUGCAGACACACAAGGUGUGGCCUAUGGGUGUGGCCAGUACAGUGUCCAGAUUACCAAUCACAGUAGAGGUGGUGCCAGUGUCAUCCAAUGAGGUGGAGGGAGGCGGGGAGCAGCAGCAGCAAGGUGAACCAGAGGAGGAGGGGUCACAGCAGCAGAACUGUCAAACACAAACAGAAGAGGGAGUUCAAACAGAAGCUCCAGGGGAGUUGGAGAAGAGUGCGGCUGAGGCUGAUCCGGAGGGCAGCCAAGGGGAAGCCGAGCAGACCGGGCUUCCUCAGCUACGGUCCACCCAGGACCUACAGUGCCAAGCUCCGAGCAAACAGAUAGUUGUAAUAGACAGCUCCUACCAGUGCCAGUUCUGCGCCAGCAAGUUUAAGACUUACUUCCAGCUCAAGUCUCACAUGACCCAGCACAAAGGGGAACAGGUUUACAAGUGUGUGUUGAAGUCCUGCUCCCUGACCUUCCAUAAGUUGGAUCAGUUCCUGGAGCAUAUCAGGACGCACCAGGAGCAGCUGACCUACCGCUGCCACCUCUGCAACAAGGUGUUCCCAUCACUGUUUGAACUGGGAGUCCACCAGUACUCCCACUGCUUCUGCCCACAGCAGAGCACACACAAGGAAACCACCAUCUACAGAUGUGCGAAGUGUCAAAGCCGAUAUUCUACCCAAGAGGCAUUGGAACAACAUCUGCUGACUGCCACACACAACUUUCCCUGCCCACACUGUCAAAAGGUUUUCCCAUGUGAAAGGUACUUCAGACGCCACCUCCCCACUCAUGGCGUUGGAGGAAGGUUCAAGUGUCAGAUCUGCAAGAAAGCCUUCAAGACAGAGCACUACCUCAAACUGCACACACGCAUUCACUCAGGUGAAAAGCCAUACAAAUGUUCCGUCUGUGAGGCGACGUUCAACAGGAAGGACAAAGUGAAGCGACACAUGCUGAUCCAUGAACCCUUCAAGAAAUACAAGUGUCCCUUUAGGACACAUGUAGGCUGCACCAAAGAAUUCAACAGACCAGACAAACUCAAGGCCCAUAUUCUGUCACAUUCUGGUAUCAAACCCUACAAGUGUCUCUUUUGCCAGAAGGCAUUCAGCCGCAGGGCCCACAUGCUGGAGCACCAGCAGUCCCACACAGAUAACUACCGCUUCAGAUGCUCCGCCUGCCACAAGGGAUUCACCAGACAGAGCUAUUACAGAGAUCACAAAUGUCCCGCGGCAGGGAACAGGACAGGAAGUGAAGGGGGGACUGGAGAGGCAGAGGGGGACCAGGUGGUGGGAGUGCCCAUGGCAGAGGAGAAGGAUGGAGGGGAGGACGGGAGAAGAAGAUUCCUGAGUAAAGACAAAAGGCCAGGGGCUGAGGAAGAUGACGAAGAGAAUGAUGACAGCUCAAAGGGCAGCCAAGAGCAGAUGGAAACACAUGGGGAGGAGGAGGGAGAGGAUGAGGAGGAUGAGGAGGAGGAAGGGAUGACAGAGGGGGAGGACGGAGAUGGGAGGAAUGACGAGGGUUGUCAGGCUGCGAGGACUAUCAGGACCAUUGAAGGACAGACGGACAGAGAAGAGGACGGGACAGAACAUGGUGGUGUAGCACUGGAGCAGCUUCAGAGCAACGACCAAAACUGUUUGCAGCAGCCAUGUUUGUAGUGUUAAGCAUUAUCUUUGUAGGAAAGUUUCCUGGACAUGGACCAAACAAACUAUCCUUUAUUUUUUUCCAAUUCUGGGAAGCUUAUUUGUUUUAAAUUAAAACAGUAUUUAAAAUCAUACUCACUCUUUUUACUGUAAAGUAAGAACAGUCUGUUACCUAUUAGUAUUCAGUAUAUUUUGCCAAAAUAACCAAGGGACCAUUUCUAUGUUCUUGUUUACAUAUUUUGUGCAAGUUAAGCCACAGCGGUUCAUUAAAAAUGUCAUAUUGUCAAAAGCAA